This is a messenger RNA of Phytophthora sojae, 1332 nucleotides long. RefSeq lists its product as hypothetical. The transcript has 2 exons. NCBI's taxonomy places the organism in Eukaryota, Oomycota, Peronosporomycetes, Peronosporales, Peronosporaceae. Bases 394 to 1332 code for a protein of 312 amino acids. The record is from RefSeq and is a predicted model, not a curated record.
CGACAGGAACGACCACGACGAACUCACCGGACUAUCUCCACGGCAGCCGUCCGCGCCGAAAACCCAACUGUGGUCGAUGCGCCCUCUUCUGGCGAAGAAGAGUCGAGCAACGAAGGCGCUGCGGCCACGCGAUUUGCAGAUCUACUGGACGCGCUUAGUAUCGAUCAUCCCGCGCCAAAACGCCGACGCACAGUGCGCACUGAGCAGGCGCCGCCGACACCCGUAGGCCACGUAACCACAGCCCAAGGUGAUUCGCGCGCUGAACCCGCUACCGCCGACCCGGUGCAAGCGAUAUUGCACGCGUUAGCUCCGUACCCGUCGGUACUGGCAGCUUACGCCCAACAACUGCAACGAUUAUCGGCACCAGCGACAUCUCCAAGUCAAGUGACAGGAAUGAACCCGCCUCCAAUAUCGCAAGCAGUUCGACUUUCAACUUCCCCGUCAGACCUGAUCCCAGUGAACGAACCAAGUGAUCGACGACAGCAGAAUUUUCGCCCAUCUCGUGCCCAACAAGAAGUACACGACGCCAUCUUAGCACCAGCAUAUAUAGGUAAGGACGGAGACGUUUACAUGGACCAUGUACGGACCUUAACGACAACCAAGUUUCUGGCUCAUCCGGCUAUCGCUUCCCGACUGUUCGACAUCGAGUUCAGCGCGUGCGACUUAUCCAUCCUGCAUUUCCCACGGUUUGCCCUCGACAGCCAACUCGACCGAUCAAAGGCUAAGGCGGUCAACAUGCGCAAUUUCUCCAGCAAAGUGGCGUUGCCCGAAUUACCUGAUAAACCCAUGUUCAGCGACCUCACCGAAGCUCUAUCCGUGCUUUACACGUUUGCAAAAGAGUUUUUCAACGAGGAGACAAGAGACGUCUUCGUGGCCGCUAAAGAUUUCGGGGAACAACUGGAGGAUUUUGCCCCGUGGAGCUCGUCCGAAGUCCACAUUCUCGCGUUCUGGUUCUCCAACAUCAUCGGAGCAUAUCGCCUUGCGGUUGCCUCACGUGCACGCGCGAACCAAGCGUCCGGGACUAAUGGCCCAUCACCUACCCGGGACAGCACCCGAGCGGUUCACAAAGGAGGAAACGACGCUGUGGCUCGGCAAGGAGUUAAGCGUAGGGACCGUAAGGUACCUCAGGAAAUCUCGGCCCAAGUUCCAAAGAAAGACGGACGCCAGCUCUGCCUCCGGUAUGCUUCUGUACAAGGGUGUUCGUCCAAGAGCAAGGACCGGUGCCUGCAGAGCUUUUUAGCACACUUUGAGCCGGCCGAACUACCAGAAGCCGUAGCGGCGUACAUACGGGACACCUACGGCGGCGUUCGGACCUUCGCGAAGCAGGAAUGA